Messenger RNA from Branchiostoma belcheri (Belcher's lancelet), 2217 nucleotides. RefSeq names its product nucleolar GTP-binding protein 1-like. The record is from RefSeq and is a predicted model, not a curated record. Bases 32 to 1948 code for a protein of 638 amino acids. The transcript is spliced from 19 exons. Lineage: Eukaryota; Metazoa; Chordata; Leptocardii; Amphioxiformes; Branchiostomatidae. Gene Ontology annotation, molecular function: GTPase activity; RNA binding; GTP binding. Gene Ontology annotation, biological process: ribosomal large subunit biogenesis. Gene Ontology annotation, cellular component: nucleolus.
CUUGCCAUCAUCUUCUCAAAGCGACGACAAAAUGGCUGCGUCGUAUAAUUUCAAGAAGAUCACUGUCGUUCCGUCGGCUACGGAUUUCGUGGACAUUGUCCUGUCCAAGACGCAGCGAAAGACGCCGACCGUCAUCCACAAGCAGUACGCCAUCGCACGGAUUCGCCAGUUCUACAUGCGCAAAGUCCGCUACACGCAGCAGAACUAUCAUGACAAACUCUCCCAGAUACUGGACGACUUCCCCAAGCUGGAGGACAUCCAUCCCUUCUAUGCUGACCUGAUGAAUGUUCUAUAUGACAAGGACCACUACAAACUAGCCCUGGGUCAGAUCAACAUGGCCAGGCAUCUCAUAGACAAUGUUGCCAAGGACUACGUGCGACUGUUGAAGUAUGGAGACUCCCUGUACCGCUGUAAGACCCUGAAACGUGCGGCCCUGGGAAGGAUGUGUACUGUCAUGAAGAGGCAGAAACAGAGUCUGGAGUAUCUUGAACAAGUGCGUCAACACUUGUCCCGUCUUCCCACUAUUGACCCAAACACCAGGACUCUUCUCAUUUGUGGUUUCCCCAAUGUUGGAAAGUCCAGCUUUAUCAACACCAUCACCAGAGCAGAUGUGGAGGUCCAGCCGUACGCUUUCACCACCAAGUCUCUGUACGUGGGACACACUGACUACAGGUAUCUCAGGUGGCAGGUGAUAGACACCCCAGGAAUCCUGGACCACUCCCUGGAGGAGAGGAACACUAUCGAGAUGCAGGCCAUCACUGCACUGGCACAUCUCAGGGCUGCUGUACUGUAUGUCAUGGACAUCUCUGAACAGUGUGGACACAACCUGCACCAACAGGUGGAACUUUUUAACAACAUCAAGCCACUGUUUGCCAACAAGCCUCUGAUGAUUGUCACCAACAAGAUCGAUGUUAUCCGAAGGGAGGAGCUUAGUGAAGAGAAUGAGGCUCUUCUGGCAGAUUUGGAAAAGGAAGGCAUCCCUGUAGUUCCCAUGAGUACUCUAUCUGGGGAAGGGGUCAUGGAGGUCAAGAACAAGGCCUGUGACCAGCUGCUUGCCUACAGAGUGGAGAAUAAGAUGAGGAGUAAGAAGGUGAACUCGGUGCUGAACCGGCUGCACCUGUCUGUCCCGCAGCAGAGAGACGAGAAAGUGCGCCCACCCUGCAUCCCUGACGCCGUCUUACAGCGCAGGGCCGCCAUGGACACAGACAAACCCAAGAAAAAAACGGAAAGAGACCUAGAACUGGAGUUGGAGGAAGACUAUGUCUUUGACAUGAAGAAACGCUAUGAUCUGAAGAACCCGGAGGAGAAGUAUGAUCCUAUACCUGAGUUGUGGGAGGGGAAGAAUGUAGCCGACUACAUUGAUCCAGAUAUCAUGAAGAAACUGGAGGAGCUUGAGAAGGAGGAGGAGAUGAGAGAGGCAGCAGGGGAAUAUGACUCUGACAUGUCAGAUGAAGAUGAAGAGACCAGAGAGAUCAGGAGUAUGGCAGCCAAAAUUCGUAAGAAAAAGAAGCUGAUAAAGAUGGAGUCAGACAUACGCAGGAAGGUUCAGAAACCCACACUACCCAGGGUCGCCAGGAAGGACUAUAAUGUGGGUGAAUUUAAGUCCCAGAUGGAGGAACUAGGGGUGGACAUGGCAGGCAAGGACAAUGCCCACUUCAAGCGAGCCCGCAGUAAGACUCCCACAGGCCUGAAGAGGAAACGGGAGCCCUCAGCAGAGGCUGGGAGCCGGGCUAGGAGCAGGAGUAUUCCAGCUGGAAAAGUACCCAGAGACAAGUCUGGAAUCAGGGACCCACAGACCCAACAGAAGGCCAAGGUCAUUGCCAAGAAUGCCCAGAAGAAGAUGAACCAGUUUGGAAAAGCCGGCGAGUCGGAUCGCUUCAUCGGAACCAAGAUGCCCAAACAUCUGUUUGCUGGGAAGAGGAAGCAGGGCAAGACACAGAGGAGAUGAGGAGGCUGUUGGCCUUUCUGGUGUUUUCAUGGAUCUCAUAAAGAACAGGGACAGUCUCUACAAUUGAGAUGGAGAAUAUAUUAAGAAUACUGUUAAAAAGAUUCAAGAGUGAUAUAGUGCUGUGUACCGGUUCACUGGACUGGUUCUGGACUUGUUUAGGUUCAAGUCCAAAAAAAACUAGAACCAGUUCUAGACUCAUUACAAAAAACAUGUCACAUACCCCGUUCUGUUCGUUCCAAACCACCUAAAUCUGCAAAGUCUGUUCUACA